This is a messenger RNA of Aspergillus novofumigatus IBT 16806, 933 nucleotides long. RefSeq lists its product as uncharacterized. Bases 240 to 890 code for a protein of 216 amino acids. The transcript is spliced from 2 exons. Lineage: Eukaryota; Fungi; Ascomycota; Eurotiomycetes; Eurotiales; Aspergillaceae. The record is from RefSeq and is a predicted model, not a curated record.
GGCUAUUGCUUGCGUUACUUGUGGCGACAAAGGCUUGCACAAUGUAACACCGCAUCGAUGUAGCUUCCUGCCUUGUAUUCUGCAGUAUCCCUGAUUGGAACACAAUGAUGGCUUGUAUCUCGGCCAUCCCACACCGCUGCAGUCAUCAGAGACUUGACCAAUAAGCAUUGAUCCACGACUUGGAGGCUGGAGAGUCAUUUGCUUCUCUCAGGCUUUAAGUGCGAGCUACAGCAAGGAAAAUGGAGCUGUGCACUGUCUAUAAAGCCUGCUACCCUUGUCCGUCCAGAAGCCUUUCUUCCUUCCCUGCCACAAAGCAAACUCUUCCCUUCAUCCUUAACCUUUGCCUAUCACCCAGCACAAUGCAUUUACUUAGUAAAGCUGCUGUCCUCCUCCUGGCACUGAGCGUCAGCGCCAGACCAAUCGAGGAGGCUCGCGCUGAGACAACAGCGCCCGCCGAUUAUGGAGACUACAAGGACUACGGCUCCUACGGCAAGUACGGUGACUACGGCCACUACAAGCGCGACGAGGAGCCCAGUCCCACAACCACAUGCACCAAAACAGAAACUCCUGUUCCUGGAUAUAACAACUACGGCGACUACGGAAACUAUGGUCAAUAUGGGGACUAUGGUCACUACAAGCGUGACGCAGAGCCCACCACCACCACCACCACCACUGAGACCCCAAGUCCCACUCCAGCGGACUACGGAGACUACGGAGACUACGGUAACUACGGCAAGUAUGGGAACUACGGAGAGUACAAGGUGAAGAGAGACGAUGAGCCUUGUACGACUCCCACAGAGACCCCGACUCCUACUCCCACUCCCGCCGACUAUGGUGACUACGGUGACUACGGCAACUAUGGCGAUUACGGCACCUACGAGAACUACUAGAAGCUCGCCGAACGAAAAUUCAAGAAACGCCCUGAGGAAUGAU